AUGUCCACCUCGGAAAAUGACCCUCCGACCUAUAACAUCCUAGGGACGUCCGGUAUGACCUUGGAAAUGGCCCGAUUGAUCAUCGGUAUCCCGUGCUUGAACUGUCUUCCUGAUUUGGAUGUGGAGACAUUUUGGUGCGUUACUCUGCCGGGGAGAAUAGCGUGCCAGAAGUGCCAUGAUGGUAAAAGAAAAUGCGAAGAGGUUUCCUUGACGCCAGAUGUGGAGCAUGCGCUUAUCCUCCGCGGAUACAUAUUUUAUGCCUCCAGGCUUGGGUUCCCUACCCGCUGGCAAAAGGAUGAGCUGGCGAUGCUCAUAGCCAAAAUCAUGAGACCGCAAUUAUCCCCAAGUCCAGGAACAGAGGCUGCUCGAGUGGCAGCUGAACCUCUGAUCCCCUGUCUGCUAGACCUAAAUCCGGCAACAUAG
This is a messenger RNA of Coccidioides immitis RS, 423 nucleotides long. RefSeq lists its product as uncharacterized. The record is from RefSeq and is a predicted model, not a curated record. NCBI's taxonomy places the organism in Eukaryota, Fungi, Ascomycota, Eurotiomycetes, Onygenales, Onygenaceae. The coding region runs from base 1 to 423 and encodes 140 amino acids. The transcript is spliced from 2 exons.